Messenger RNA from Dimorphilus gyrociliatus, 740 nucleotides. The record is from the annotation of a GenBank genome assembly. NCBI's taxonomy places the organism in Eukaryota, Metazoa, Annelida, Polychaeta, Dinophilidae.
ACUAACAAAAUCAGUCCAGAGCUAGUUUUACCUUCGGACUUGCUUUUGUGAAGAUUGUUGUCGAGCUUAAAACAAAAAAAGAAGAGGAAGAGAGAGAGAAAGAGAAAAUAUAAAUAUAAAGGACACGACGCAAUAUAGUUUUUUACUUUAUACAAUAUUUCAGUAUUAUGGCUGAGGAAUCUCCGCAUAGAGUUAGAAGAGAGUCGUACCUUCCUCCAGAGAGAUCUAGAAUAAGUCUCGGAGCUCUUGGCAAAGGUGAAGGAUCUGGUAUGGGUGGAUUUGGAGCACUUACGAUGAUGAAACGUAAAAUAUCCAAAUGGCGUAUGACGAAGGGAGGAAGAAGUUCCGUCUCCAGUAAACAAGCCCGUCCGCAAAUAAAAAUGGAAAAUACUUUUCGUUUGGAACCGAAUGACGAACAACGCUUCUGCGUUCACAGAGUAAAACAACCAAUAGAAGAUUCUAUAAAGCUUUUCCUGGCGCAGACCAACACUUACAACGUGAAGAAAUGUUCGUCCGUAUGCAAGUUUCUAGCCGAUGACGUUAAGAGAAGAAUAAAAGAACUCGGCUAUACAAGGCACAAGAUUGUCGUCAAUGUAGUACUAGGACAGGAAAAACAGCAAGGGAUUGAAUACGCUACAAGGUGUUUGUGGAACAUUGAACAUGAUAAUUAUGCUACAGUUACGUUCCGACACAACGAUUUGUUUGCUGUAGUGUCCGUCUUUGGCGUUUAUUACGAAUAA